AGCCCGCCUGCGCCCGCCUGCGCCCGCCUCCCGAGCGGCGCGCGACGCCCAGCGCCUCCAGGCGCGGGCCGGUGUUCACCCAGGCCCAGGCCCGGCCCGCGGGCGAGACCGAGCCACACCGCAUUUUCUUUUAUUUCGUUCGUGGUUUUGCGUAGACUGAAGUUUCGUGGGUUAGGUUAAAACUCGGGACCUUCUCGAAGAGGACCCAUUUAUUGUUUUUCCUUCCAAAAUGGCAGCCUCCAGCCGCGCACAAGUAUUAGAUCUGUACCGGGCGAUGCUGAGAGAGAGCAAGCAUUUCAGCGCCUACAAUUACAGAACUUAUGCUGUCAGGAGGAUAAGAGAUGCCUUCAGAGAAAAUAAGAAUGUAAAGGAUCCUGUAGAAAUUCAAGCCCUAGUGAAUAAAGCCAAAAGAGACCUUGGAAUAAUUCGUCGACAGAAUGCAGUGAAAAUAGCACCAAUCCAGAGGCCACAUGGAAUUCCCCCUGAGUCCGUCAGAAAUUAGCAGUAGCACCGCCCUAAGGCCAUGACCUUUUAGGCCUCAUCCAUGAAAAGUCCUCAUCGGCCAAAUGUAUUCGACUGACAAGCUUAUCAUUGAGAAUCAAGAGAAGCCUCGGACCUAGGGAGCCGGGACCAGCCACCACCGGCAGCCGUGGACCAGCUUCAGCAUCCAUGCUGCGCUUGGGGCGGGGUCUCCCCCAGACCACAGGUGGCCUCUUCCAUCAGCUUAGAAUAGCCUCUUGCUCGGCCUGCCCAGUAGGAGCUGAUAAACUGAGGCCAGUUUCCAUCCUUCUGCAGCCCUAGUGAGAAAGGGUGGCGGGGUCUCCUUGAUUCAAGCGAGGAGCUGGAGCUCACUCCGAAUAAUGCUGUGUAUUCUUGUGUCUGCUCUCCGCCCCACUCCUCUUUUGUAUCAUCACCGCCCAUGUAGAGCCCCUCCACCCUCUGCAUCUUUGUUGACAAUAAACAGAAUUGUCUCCUGAAGCCUUUUUAUGCCA
Messenger RNA from Mustela erminea (ermine), 992 nucleotides. It is a transcript of the gene LYRM4, whose product is annotated as LYR motif containing 4. The transcript has 4 exons. The record is from RefSeq and is a predicted model, not a curated record. Bases 230 to 502 code for a protein of 90 amino acids. Lineage: Eukaryota; Metazoa; Chordata; Mammalia; Carnivora; Mustelidae. Gene Ontology annotation, cellular component: mitochondrion; L-cysteine desulfurase complex. Gene Ontology annotation, biological process: iron-sulfur cluster assembly.